AUGUCUCGUUUGGUCUAUAAUUUAACCCUGAAUCGACUUACGAACGAACAACGCUUGCAAAUUAUUGAAUUUUACUAUCAAAAUUCAUGCUCGGUUAAGAGAGUGCAUCGAGCACUGCUUCCAAUUUAUGGACAAUUUGGUCGGCCUACUGAGGGAGCUAUUCGGAAGCUUGUGACUAAAUUUCGAACCCAGUUUACAUUAUUGGACAUUAAACCACCAACACGCAGACAUAGAGUGAGGACUGAAGAAAAUAUUGCGGCUGUAUCCGCCAGUGUUACUGAUGACCGUGAAAUGUCGAUUCGCCUCCGUUCGCAGCAAUUGGGCCUCUGUUACACCACUACGUGGAACAUUUUGCGACUGGAUUUGGGUGUAAAACCUUAUAAGAUACAGCUGGUGCAAGAAUUGAAGCCACACGACCUCCCACAACGUUUCCAAUUUGGUGAAUGGGCGCUGGCAAAGUUGGAGGAAGAUCCACAUUUUUAUCGAAAAAUUGUGUUCAGCGACGAAGCUCAUUUCUGGUUGAAUGGGUACGUUAACAAGCAAAAUUGCCACAUCUGGAGUGAAGACCAGCCAGAAGCAUUGCAAGAGCUACCAAUGCAUCCCGAAAAAAUCACUGUUUGGUGUGGAUUAUGGGCCGAUGGCAUCAUCGGGCCGUACUUCUUCAAAGACGACAAUGGCCGGAACGUAACUGUGAAUGGCGAGCGCUACCUUGCGAUGAUAAAAAACUUUUUUUUGCCCAAAAUGGAAGAGCUGGACUUGGCUGACAUGUGGUUUCAACAAGACGGUGCCACAUGCCACACCGCACACGAAACAAUGGCCCUAUUGAGAGGCGAGUUCGGUGAACAGUUUAUCUCACGUUUGGGGCCCGUCAAUUGGCCGCCUAGAUCGUGUGAUUUAACGCCGUUGGACUAUUUCUUGUGGGGCCAUGUUAAGGCUAAUGUCUACAGGGAUAAACCAGCAACGAUUGACGCACUGGAAGCUAAUAUUGAAGCAUUUAUUCGUGAGAUACCGGCCGAUAUGUUGGAUACCCGCAAAUUGGAGACUGUGUGUGGUGUUAGUCGACUUAAUGAAGACGAUUUUGAUUUUCAGCCACAAAAAUUAAAUGUUUGGACUGACGCCAUAGAUCCUGCAUUAACAGCCAUAAUUGAAAAUCAGAAUGAUCGGCGGUACAUUGCGAAUAGGUUGAUGUUCCAACAGGAUACGCUUCCAGAUCGAUGGAUUGGUAGAAGAGAUGCCACUGAAUGGCCCCCAAGAUCGCCAGAUUUAUCACCUUUGGAUUUGUUUAAAAAAGUGAAAUUUCCAGCAUCCAUUAUGGUCUGGGGCAGUAUGUCAUCAAAAGGAGUAGGAAAACUUCAUUUUAUUGAUGGAAAUGUGUAUACAAACAAAUAUGUGGCAAUUUUAGAAGAAUCGCUUUUACCAAUGAUGGAAGAAUGUUUGACAUCCGGCCAAGAUUUUGUGUUUCAGCAAGAUGUCCAGUCACCUAUUGAAACUUUGUGGCACGAGAUGAAAAAGGUUCUACGACAACAUCCUGCUCGUACAAUCACCGAACUGAGACAAAAGCUUUAA
Messenger RNA from Acanthoscelides obtectus, 1566 nucleotides. The record is from the annotation of a GenBank genome assembly. Lineage: Eukaryota; Metazoa; Arthropoda; Insecta; Coleoptera; Chrysomelidae.